AUGUCAUUGGCAGAUGUUGAUAACUGAUCAAGAACAAAGAAGAAGCCGCCAGUGAUCAAGGACGAAGAAGAAGCCUUGAUCAAGCAAGGGCUGAAGAAGAUUUCUACAACGAUCAAGGACGACAGGAAGAAGAAAGACGCCGUUGCCACCGGUCUAAAAAAGUCAACUAUGCCGAAAGUUGUAGAAGAGCGGUGUGGUCAUGAUUCUCACCUGGAGAAGAUCCUGACUGUCGUGGUCGAACAAAUUAAGAUGCAGCACGACGAAAUAAAGUCAAUGUUCGCUACCCUUAGCCGCAGUCAAGGCGGUACCGUCCAGGACGCCAGCAAAGAUCAAUACGAUCAGUUGAGCAGGGACGUGCAGAAAUUUGCCUCAGACGAAGAGACAGGAAAGAAGUUUCAAGGAAAUGAAACAUGCUACGUCACCGAAGGCGCGAAUCUAUUAGGAUCAGAGUGGUGCAUCCAGUUGCCGGCCUACAAGAAGUUAAAGAACAAGUACCACUGCCGCAAGGAGACUCGAGAAGAAGAGUUUCGAGCAGAGGUCGUCGCAUAUUUGAAAAAGCAGUACGCCGAAGUUUUCAAGUGCGGACUGGGAAAACGCACGAAGAGCAAAGCAAAGCUAAGCUUGAAGGAGCAGGCAAUUCCAGUCUUCAAGAAAAAGCGACCAGUUCCAUAUGCAACCGCACCGGAAUGGAGGCAGAAAUCGAUCGGUUGGUUGCCAAAGGAGUGA
Messenger RNA from Strongylus vulgaris, 726 nucleotides. The record is from the annotation of a GenBank genome assembly. Lineage: Eukaryota; Metazoa; Nematoda; Chromadorea; Rhabditida; Strongylidae.